Molecule: messenger RNA, 573 nt
Organism: Strongylus vulgaris
Lineage: Eukaryota; Metazoa; Nematoda; Chromadorea; Rhabditida; Strongylidae
Source: the annotation of a GenBank genome assembly
GGAGAAACAAUCAAUCACCUUUUUAAGAAGUUAACUGUAACUCCUGGAGCAGAGUAUACAGCUUCCGUUCGAGUCUGUUGGAAUUCUGUUUGUUCCGUGUUUGUGAACGUCAUCAAUACUGCGUUUAUAACACUGAAACAUCCGCCACUAGCCUUUCUGAAAAGAUCAAAUGAACUGACAAGCGCUUUGGACGUGCUUGGAGAAGAGAUGCAAGCUGAACAUAUUGUGAGAGUCUUCCAGCCUUGUUGUGAUGGUAUAAUGGCAUUUGAUAAUACUACACAGACUCUUUACAAACUUGACUCCAAUGAGGGAAAUGUUGUAUUCCAUCGUCUAUCUGAACCUGAUGAAGUUUACGUAUUCACAAGUUUUUUAACUUUGAAGUUUAUCACAGUGCUUGCUAGUCGUGCUAUGAUAGUACUUGCUUCCUCCUAUCAGAUCAUCAGCUAUCGACUGACUGGAGCUGUGGAACAUGUCGUUUACUCUUGUUCGACAGCUAUAGAGGAUUGCGCUGAGGUCGUUGGUCUCUCAUCGGAUGACAGAACCGGAGAGAUUCAUUUCCUAGUUCAGGUGUAA